Molecule: messenger RNA, 4260 nt
Organism: Procambarus clarkii (red swamp crayfish)
Lineage: Eukaryota; Metazoa; Arthropoda; Malacostraca; Decapoda; Cambaridae
Source: RefSeq, a predicted model, not a curated record
CAUGAUGCCCUGUGCUAGUCGCUAUACACGCGUAGCUCACAGUGCCAGUGCCAGACAGGUUGUCCCACUGCCUCGUCUGCUCUACUGAUGCCAAGCUUCUCCAUCCAGCCAUGUUCAGGCUACAGGCAGCGGCAGUGCUGGUUAUGGCGGCGCUGCUGACGGAGGGAAUCACGCCGCCGUCACGAAGGUUUCACAUCGGGGGCGUCCUGCACAACAACCACACACAGGAACACUUCACCAGGGCUCUGAGGAGAAUAAAUUUUGACGGAGUGUCGGUUGCGGAGCAGACGACGCUGUACGACGUGACUACUGUCCUGCGCGGGAGCCCUAUUACCGCCGCCCUUCAGGUCUGCCAGGCCCUUAUCUCUCAGGCUGUGUACGGGGUGGUGGUGUCUAGUCCCCCUGGCGGAUCCGUCACCACAGCUGCCGUGUCCUACACCUGCGGGUUCUACCACAUCCCCGUCAUCUGCACCCACACCAGGGACUCUGCCUUCUCCAACAAGAACAUCCAUGUGUCGCUGUUGAGGACGGUGCCGCCAUAUAGUCACCAGGCGGACGUGUGGGUGCGCCUCCUGAAGAACCUCCAGUACCGCCAGGUUAUUCUCCUUCACUCCUCUGACACGGACGGCCGUGCUCUCUACACCCGCUUCCAGAGCCUCGCUCAGCACCGCCAUGACGAAAAGGGCAUCAAGUUGGUAUCUGUAAUAGAGUUCGCACCCGGUAAGGAGUCCUUCACCGAGGAACUGAUCAGCAUCCGUCAGGAGCUGGUCAAAGUUAUCCUGCUGUACGCAAAGGAGCCUGACGCGGAGAGGAUCUUUAAGAGCGCAGCCUCUCUCAACCUGACAGAGGCCGGGUACGUGUGGCUGGUGACUGAAGAGGCCCUCCAAGCCCACCACGUCCCCGUCGGCGCCCUGGGCCUCCGGCUUAGUCACGCCGAUGACUACGAGGCCCAUAUCACCGACAGUCUGCGCGUGAUGUCGCUGGCGCUGCGACGGCUGCACGAAACCCAGGAGGUGAUCCCGGAGCCGCCGGUCACCUGCGACGCUGAGGGCGGCUGGGACCACACCGGCUCCACUCUCUUCAGACUGAUGCAGGAGCAGGUACUUAUUGACGGACACACAGGUAAGGUGGCCUUUGACGUCAACGGGGAUCGAACCCAUGCUGAUUACUCCCUCCUUAACGUCCAGGACCAACACCAGGACCACCUCGUCUUCAGGAACCUUCAACACGUCGGAGAGUUCUCCUACGACAAGGCUAGUGACCAGAUGACGCUGGAGGUGAACAUGUCGAUGAUAGUGUGGCCAGGAGGCUCGUCCGUCGCCCCGCCUGGGUACUCCCUUCCCACACACCUCAAUGUGAUGACCAUCCAGGAGACGCCCUUCGUGUACGCUGAGGCCAUCAGUUCAGAGGAUGAGUGUGUAGCCUCUGAUGAAGAGCUUUGUCCGCGCCUCAACACCACCACCGGAGAGAUGGAGAAGAUGUGUUGCUGGGGGUACUGUAUAGACCUCUUGCACACCCUCACUGCCAGGAAUGGCUUCACGUUCAACCUCACCCUCUCCCCAGACGGCCUGUACGGCGAGCGCAGGGAGAACCAAGAAGGAAAGAAGGAGUGGAACGGGAUGAUUGGGCAGCUGGUGAACCAGAGUGCGGGCGUCGACAUGAUCAUGGCGCCGCUCACCAUCAAUCCCGAGCGCUCCCAGGCCCUGCACUUCACCAAGCCCUUCAAGUACCACGGGAUCACCAUUCUCAUUAAGAGGACGCCCGUGGUGCCGGCCCUCGUGUCCAUCCUGCAGCCCUUCCACGGGACCCUGUGGCUCCUCCUGUUGGUCACCGUCCACGUCAUUGCUGUCGUCAUCUGGCUCCUGGACCGUCUCAGCCCCGUCUACAAGCUGGAGGGCGCCGAGACGGACUCCCUGGUACUCUCUGAGUCCUUCUGGUUCUCCUGGUCUGUCAUCCUCAACAGCGGACUCACAGAGGGUACCCCGAGGUGUGUGAGUGGGCGGGUGCUGGGCAUAGUGUGGGGAGGCUUCGCCAUGAUCAUGGUGGCCUCCUAUACGGCCAACCUCGCCGCCUUCCUCGUCCUCGACGCCCCCUCCACCACCAUCACAGGCAUCAGCGACGCCAGGCUGAGAAACCCUGUAGAGAACUUCACGUUCGCGACAGUGAGGGGGUCGGCGGUGGACAUGUUCUUCCGGCGGAAGACGGAGUGGUCCAACAUGUACCGCGUCAUGGAGGCCCAUAACUACCCCUCUGUUGACCUCGCCCUCCACGCCCUCCGUCAAGGGAGCCUGCAGGCGUUCAUAUGGGAGAGCUCACGCCUGGAGUACGAAGCCUCACGGGACUGUAGCUUGGUCACCGUCGGGGAGCUCUUCGGCCGCUCAGGUUACGGGGUCGGCCUGCAGAAGGGGUCACCCUGGGCAGACAAGAUCACUCUAGAUAUCCUCGAUCUUCACGAGAGAGGCUACAUGGAAGACCUGGACAAAGUGUGGAUCUGGAACGAUGGAGAGAUAUGCGACGAGGACCAUAAAGACGCGGACUUCUCAAAGCGUCUAGGACUGAAGAACCUGGAGGGUAUAUUCAUCAUGAUCGCCGGCGGCAUCUUCAGCGGCACCAUCCUUGUUCUGGGCGAGAUUAUAUACGACCGCUGCAAGAGUCGGGAGCCGCAGAGCCAGAGCGAGCAGGACCUCGCAGAGCACCCAACAACACCUGAAGACGACGCUACUGCUGGUGGCGACCUUGAGAAUACAGGGGCGCUAGAGAGCAGAGUCACGACCCAAGCAGAAGUGCAUCCUAUGGGAGACAAGAGCUGCUCGUCAACUGGGGACCAUCACUGUCACCCACUAGGGGACAAUUGCUACCACCCCGAGGAGGACCAACACGAUCACCCCAUGAAGAACAACUGCUAUGACUCCACAGGGGAACAGACAUGCCGCCUCACAAGGAACCAGGGCUUCCAUCCCACGGGGGAACAGUGCUGCCUCUCCACAGCUCUCGUGUCAACAGCCAACAGCGGCAUAUCGUCUACUGCCAACACAUUCAACACUAUGACCCAGAGACCCCGGCGUCAGUGUUCCACUGAGGACCAAACUCUCCUAUUGGACGUUGAGGAUAGGCUUAAGAACAGUCCCCACAUCCCCGAGGAGUGGAAGACUCGCACGCCGCUCCACUGGUUUCAGCACUACCUGGAGAUCCUCAAGAAGGACGCCGAAGCUGACGGCGCAACGAGCUCGCCCGAAGGUCUUGCUGUCAUGGAGGAUUUUGUGGAGUUCGUGAGACUGAGCGGGAUCAGAGACUUCUCUGAACUAUAUAUGGACGAAAGCAUUCCUGGUCAACCACUACAAGAAACUGAGGGCAGAUAUCAGGCUCGUGAAGAUGCCGUACGCCAUCCAGGUAGUGAUGAUGUUCACUUUAGGCAAGCUGAAGAAAUUACUAAUGGUGUAACACCCUUCGCAGCCCACGAACGUCAGGUGAAUCUACAGUCACGGACAUUGAUGACGAAAACUCUUUGUGAAAAGUUGCCAGAUGUGGUAGACAAAUGUAGUGAGAGAGAAGUGAGUUUACGUGAAAACGUAGACGUUGAUUUGUACAUUGAUGGUACAGACGGCGGUGGUCAAGAUGUUUCCGGAGUUGCAGUAAGCGACGCUCACCAGAAACCACUGAAGCACAAAGUUUCCAAACAAGUAACAAUAUAAACAAAAUCUCUAGACUUUCCCCCCCUUCCACCACCCCACAAAAAACGAAUAUUUGCAUGUUCAUGACAUAUAAACAAACUUGUGCUAGCUAAAUGAAGUGGGAUUGUGGGAUUGUGCUAGUAUAUGAGUGGGAUUGGGUGGUUAUAGAAUAGGAGCUGCCUCGUAUGGGCCAAUAGGCCUUCUGCAGUUACCUUUGUUCUUAUGUUCUUAUGUUCUUAUGUUCUUAAAUUGUAAUUAAUGGAGCAAUAUAUGUAUAUUUUACCGGAAUUUCUCUGAGGUCACCAUCUCUCUCUCUCUAGUGGCCUCGAGGGAAACAGGUUGUCUGAUGUCCCCACUUUUCUUGAUGACCAAGUUUGUCAUAUAUUACUUAGAUAAAGAGACAGGUCCUUUAUAAUGUUGUGUGGUCAUUGGUGGCUCACUUGAAGUGCUCAAGGUACACAAAGUCAUAUAGGUUUUUAUAUUCAAAAUAUUUACCUGAGGGCCACUAAUUCUAGUGGCCUCGGCGAGGACAGGAAGCCGGCGGCUUGUCAAAGGGGCCCCCACAUGUAACAAAUAUACAUACAAAAAU